This is a messenger RNA of Puccinia graminis f. sp. tritici CRL 75-36-700-3, 830 nucleotides long. RefSeq lists its product as uncharacterized. The transcript is spliced from 5 exons. Bases 127 to 729 code for a protein of 200 amino acids. Gene Ontology annotation, molecular function: double-stranded DNA binding; recombinase activator activity. Gene Ontology annotation, cellular component: DNA recombinase auxiliary factor complex; condensed nuclear chromosome. Gene Ontology annotation, biological process: homologous chromosome pairing at meiosis; meiotic joint molecule formation; meiotic strand invasion involved in reciprocal meiotic recombination. The record is from RefSeq and is a predicted model, not a curated record. Lineage: Eukaryota; Fungi; Basidiomycota; Pucciniomycetes; Pucciniales; Pucciniaceae.
UUGAUUCAUCAUCUCUCGACCUCUCACUCCGAACGGAGCCGGUAGAUUAGUGCUAACUUACGAGUGGUCAAGAAGGCAGACGUGUUGAAAUGUUUGACUUACCUUCAUGAAUCGCAAAAGAUUGAUAUGAAGUUGUUUGGAAAACAAGCAGUUUACUGCUGCAAACAGUCUGUUGAAUCCGCCGUUUCGCCCGAGGUGCUUAAAGAGAUGCAGACUGAGCAAGAGGAGCUAAAGAACGCGACGAAAAACUUGAAAGAAAGUAAUACGAAAAUUCGAAUCGAGCUGGCUGAGCUAGAAAAGUUGCCCCCUACGUCCGAGAUCCCGAUAGUAAAGAACGAACUCAAACAAACGUGGAUCGAACUUCAAAGUCGCUUGGAAGCACUUGGAAGCGAUGAAGCAGAUGGAAAGAAGGAAAUAGUUCCUUUAAAAACUUCGGAAGAAAUUUCGAAACUUGACCAACAAAUCGAGAAAUAUAAGGCUCUAUGGCUCAGUCACCGAAAAAUAUGCAAACAUGCCAUACGUGUGAUUCAAGACGUAUUGAAGGAUGAUGAAGCUAAAAGUAAUUUUAUGGAACAAAUCGGUCUGGAAGAUGAUUCCGUGGAAUUAUCUUCACUCGAGCAGGAACAGACUCAGAUCAAUGCCACACCUAGCUUGAAAGCAGAUACCCGCCGCCAUAGUAACACUCCUGCCGGGAUCAAAAGAAGCUUCAGCGGCACCAUCAAGGUCUAAUACUUUUAGCAUCACAGUCUCAAGCGUGGUCGAGUUUGUAGAAUUACUACCCUAAACUAAAACCCAUUAGUCUUUCUCACAGCACUUGAGCCUAAUUUUCC